AUGGCCAGCCUGCGAAAUACUCGUACUGGAGCAGUUGCCCUCAAAGUGGACGUCAAGGCGACUCUACAGCUUGUUCCCUCGGCCACUGUCGCAAACUUGACCUGGACGGGUCUCCGAAGAGCCAAAGGCGAAUUUCUCUGGUUCGGCGCCGACUACUAGGCUCGACUCUCAGGUUCCGACGCAGCAUAGGCUGGGCUAUGCGUCUACGCCAUGCAACUCCAACGGGGCAUGUGUUGGCGAAGCCUAGCUGAAGUUCUCCGUCAAGAAAGAUCCGGAGUGGAAUUACACUCUGACUGAGUCCAUUGACGAGUACCUAUGCACAUGACGUCUGCUCUAGAUCACAUAACUUCCGUCUUUGAGUGCGGCGGUGUGUGAAGUAUGACUGCCGCCGUGUUCCUGGGCUGUUACUUCCGUCACGCCCAAGUGCAGAAGUCUCGAGGCGUGGCGACGAUGGAGCUCCCGCGGUUCAUUGUUGUCGAAACGGACUGUCUUCUGCGAAUCGCUAAGAGAGGCGAGUUUUGCCAGUCCGCGGAAAGUCUUCGCAGCUUGAUGGCAGGGCUGGUUUGUCGUGGACCCUGGCCAGCAGCCUGGAAGAUGCUGUUAUGGCUUGCUGGCGAUUCCAUCGCAGUCCUAGAUUAUUUUGCGGUCGCAGGCAUGGAGGGACUGGCAAGUAAAGUAGUUGGGGAGGUGAUAUUUCUGUGGUGUGUGGCAAGUCAUCAGCGGCAAGCAUGGGGAUCAGACUUCAAUCUUCGAAUGACAUACCGAUCCGUGAGAGUUUAGCUCUGGAUAGUGAUAAUCGAGUAGUUCUGUUUGGCCUAGAGGGGGGCAGUCGAUCGUGUACUUAUCAGGAACUCGUUUGGGAUGUCUGUUAAGGGCGUUGGUGAAGCACAAUCGGACUACUUGGAAGUGAUAAUACCGAUUAUUCUGGAGUGAAGCAUAGCGAUACGUCUCAAGC
This is a messenger RNA of Dothidotthia symphoricarpi CBS 119687, 955 nucleotides long. RefSeq lists its product as uncharacterized. Bases 379 to 780 code for a protein of 133 amino acids. The record is from RefSeq and is a predicted model, not a curated record. Lineage: Eukaryota; Fungi; Ascomycota; Dothideomycetes; Pleosporales; Dothidotthiaceae. The transcript has 3 exons.